This is a messenger RNA of Dendronephthya gigantea, 1809 nucleotides long. Its product is annotated as ceramide synthase 6-like. The record is from RefSeq and is a predicted model, not a curated record. The transcript is spliced from 10 exons. The coding region runs from base 213 to 1328 and encodes 371 amino acids. Gene Ontology annotation, biological process: ceramide biosynthetic process. Gene Ontology annotation, molecular function: DNA binding; sphingosine N-acyltransferase activity. Gene Ontology annotation, cellular component: membrane. NCBI's taxonomy places the organism in Eukaryota, Metazoa, Cnidaria, Anthozoa, Malacalcyonacea, Nephtheidae.
CGUUCAAUUGUAGUUGGCGUUGGCAGGUGGUACGCCUGAGAGACCUGACAUGCGGCCGCUCCGCUAUUGUCAUGUGUCACUUUUUCUAGAGUGAGUGAAGCAACUGGGCCAACUGGCGUAUUUGCUGUAUCUUGUGUGAUUUAUACAUAUUGUUUGAGAAACAAAUAGUUGAUUUUUGAGCUUGUAUAUUCAACAAUCAUAAAGUUGAAUCGAUGUGGGAUUCCAUAUUAAACUGGUAUUGGAGCGAGAGCUUCUGGUUACCGGCUAAUGUCACAUGGCAGCAUUUCAAAUCUACAAAAGAUAUGACUAUGCCCCAGCCAGAUGAUUUGAAGAUAAUUCUUCCUUUAACGAUUGUUCUCAUUCUUACCAGGAUUCUGUUUGAAAGGUUUGUUGCAUACCCAUUUUCAAAAUUUAUUGGUGUCCCUGAUGUGAAAAGAAAGCCUGCUGAGCCAAACAAAAUACUUGAGAGAGUGUUCACAACAAUUAGCAAGUCACCAGAUGCCGAACGUAUUCAAGGCUUAGCCAAAGAGCUACAGUGGACUGAGAAACAAGUACGACAAUGGUUUUACUUGAAGAGAAGUGCUAACAGGCCCACAAUUAUGAAAAAGUCAACUGAAUGUUGCUGGAGAUUCCUUUUCUACUGUACAUCAUUCUACACUGGGCUUUACUUGCUACAUAAGGAAAAACAUUUUUUUGACACAAGACACUCUUGGUACAACUACCCAUACUAUCAUAUCACAAAACCCAUAUAUUAUUACUACAUGGUUGAAGCUUCAUUUUACACAUCGCUCAUCUGUUCACAGUUUAUGGAUGUUCGAAGAAAGGAUUUUUGGCCAAUGUUUAUUCACCAUAAUGCUACAGUGGUAUUAAUAGUGAUGUCUUACGUUACAAAUCAUGUUCGUAUCGGUUGCCUCAUUAUUCUAGUUCAUGAUUCAGCUGAUUAUUUGUUAGAGGCAGCAAAAGUAUUUAACUAUGGUCGAUUGCAGAGAAUUUGCGAUGUUACUUUUGCUUGCUUCGCUGUCAUCUUUUAUGUUAGUCGUUUGGUAAUUUAUCCUGGAUGGAUUUUAAAUACAGUCGCAUUUGAAGCGAGGGAGAUAUGUGGACAUUUUAAUUCUUGGUAUCCAUUUAUGGCCUUGCUUUCCUUGCUUCAGGUUCUUCAUUUGUUUUGGGCUUUCUUUGUUGGUCGAGUUGUAUAUUCUUCACUUGUCGAGGGAAAGGUUGACCGAGAUUCUCGCAGUGACAGCGAGGAAUCAGAUGAUGAGGAUUCGGACGGGAAAGAAAAUAAAUCCGAUGAAGCGAUUAUCCAGAAUGGCAAGAAAAAGUUGUAAGCAGUUUUCACUGUAUGUACAGUAAAAAGCUGCGUCAGAAAACCACUGCUAACUUGUUGUCAACUGUAUUGUUGAGCCUUCUCGAUCACAAUAACUUCUAAUAUUUUCUCCAAAAUCAGGGUUUUACUCGGUUUGUGUCUUGAAUUGUGUUUCUAACGAUACUUUGCUGUAAGUUUCUUUCACAUUCGGUCAAACUACAAAUGGACGAUAUAGCGCCUGAAACAAGGCUAUCACCUUCCAGUUUUUCUUCAUUCUAGAUGUUAAUUUUAAACCUAAUCUCUGCUAGUGGUUUUUGUGCGGAUUUUAACUGUAGUUAAUUCAGUAUUUCAUCUCUUUAUAAUAUAUAUAUAUAAAUAUAUAUAAAGAUUGUUUUAUAAUUACAGAUUGGUUUUAAAGUUUAAUUUAUUACAUAUAGUUUUAACAAUAUGAUACAGAAAUUUUUUGAUGAAAACUGGUAGGGAUAUUGAUUAUAGCAUAAUUA